Aspergillus ochraceoroseus IBT 24754 is the source of this 1087-nucleotide messenger RNA. RefSeq lists its product as uncharacterized. The coding region runs from base 230 to 1087 and encodes 285 amino acids. NCBI's taxonomy places the organism in Eukaryota, Fungi, Ascomycota, Eurotiomycetes, Eurotiales, Aspergillaceae. The transcript has 4 exons. The record is from RefSeq and is a predicted model, not a curated record.
AUAACUACCAGUUACCAGCUACUAAGUAGCUCUCAAUCUUCUGUCUAAACUCUACCAAGAACCAUCCAUACUCUUACAAACUCUUGAUUCAACAGCUCUCUCUAAGUGCAUCUUUCACUUCAGAGUUGCCUCUUUUCUACUUUACCACGCUCGUCAACGCGCUGCUUCUUGUCUUCUACCUUCUUCAAACACCAACACUUACACUUACAUACAAAGCCACAGCCUGAAUAUGGCUCUUCAAGCUUCCAUUGCCUCCUCGGCAUCAUCUCUAGCUGCAACUUGUACUGAAAUCAUUAAUACUGCGCAUACGAUUGAUCUAUUCCAAGAGGAUGACAAUCACCUACAAGACUUACUCAAGGAGACACAGAUCCUCUCUGCAACGCUGAGCACUAUUGCCCUGUUCUGGACCGUGAAUCGCUUGGUAGCCAUCUCGAAUGAACUUUCGGAAAUCUUACAGAUCCUAUCUAUCUCCUUUCACCAUUGUAACCUCACCUUGAAGCAGAUUCAAUGGAUCUUCAAAGAGGAGAACAGAGACAGCCUCUCAAGCUUUAAUCUGUGGCGCAAAAGAAUUCGAGUUCAUGCCGAUAUUACAGCACUUGUCCUGGAUGCGAUUGUUGAUCCAGAUUUUACAGGUGUCAAGGUAACCAAUAUGCAACAACUCCUUGAGGACAUAAAGCAGAUUGUGGAAGGUGAUGGCAAAACUGUGAGCCCGAGCAACACUCAGGGUCUUGAGAUGAAAGACUUCUUUGAGAAUGGCCAAAUCCUAGUGGAUAAGGUUCAUCAAUAUACUACAUCCACGCGCAGUGAAGGGGGAACAGUCUCAGAUUCCCCGGCGGAGCACGGCCCUUCUGCUCCCGAUACUGGCAGAGUCCUGGCUUUCGAGUCGGUUUCUGCGACGUCUGAGAAUGACCGCACCCUAAGCGAGAACCACGCUUUCUCAGAGAUUAGGGAGCUCAUUUACAGCAAAAAUUUAUCUGCAGCAGAGGAAUAUUCGAGAACAUUUCAUACCCGCGUUGCACUCACACUUGAGUCAAGGCGACUAGGGGGUCGAACCCUCGACUUUGGCGUUAUUAGCACCACACUCUAA